Molecule: messenger RNA, 9035 nt
Organism: Rhineura floridana
Lineage: Eukaryota; Metazoa; Chordata; Lepidosauria; Squamata; Rhineuridae
Gene: HIVEP1
Product: HIVEP zinc finger 1
Exons: 9
Coding region: 367-8484 (2705 amino acids)
Biological process (GO): regulation of transcription by RNA polymerase II
Cellular component (GO): nucleus
Molecular function (GO): RNA polymerase II cis-regulatory region sequence-specific DNA binding; DNA-binding transcription factor activity, RNA polymerase II-specific; zinc ion binding
Source: RefSeq, a predicted model, not a curated record
UUGCAACGGGAAGGAGGAGGGGAUUAAGCGCGGCUGCUAGCGAACGGGAAAACCCAGAGAGAGCAGAGGAAGCAGAAGGGGGAGGAGGAGACGGCGGCGAGGAACACAGCCUGCAUGACCUGCCAGCAGCAACAAGGAGGAACCUCCGGGAUCUCCGCGUCAGCAGCGACAGCUCUAGCUAUGUGCAUACAUAGGAGGGCGUACGUGUGUCUGCGUUAGAGGGAUGGGCCUCUGCAGGGGGGCGUGCGACAGGCAUCUUGGCUGGCAGCUGCACUUGCUUCGUUUGCAGAUUAACUGACCCCAUUGGCAUGUUUAUGGAGCUGCUUUUGGUCUGUUCUCCAUUUUUGGAAACUCCCUUAUGACUGGAUGAGAAUGCCUCGAACAAAACAAAUCAAUCCUAGAAAUCUGAGAGAAAAAAUUGAAGAAGCUCAAAAAGAACUUAAUGAAACUGAAGACCCACAGAAAGAAAUCUCUGAGGCUGUUACAAGAGGGAGCACAGACGCAGUUAAAGGUGUGAAGCGUAAAAAGAUUGUAACUGAGAAUCACCUGACAAAAAUACCAAAAUCACCUUUGAGAACACCCACUCGGUCAAAACCUAGAGAAAAAGUAGAAGAACCUUCUUCAUUGUCUAAUAUUCUUCCUGAUACUUCAGAGCUCCUAAAAGAAGUGCACAGUUUGUCUACACAGAAUGGGAAACAAAACAAACGAAAUGAGGGGAUGCUUAGCAGCGAGGUAGCUUUUAAAACAUCCAGAUCUGAGACUUCAUUUCACCCCAAGUUGUCGCUGUUACCUCAGUCCUCGGACUUGAAUAAAUGGCCAGUAGAAGACCACAGUUCAGCCCAAUUAAAUUUACCAGUGAAGAAGGUUUCCACUAGCUCAAGUACAGCCACGGCUGACAGUAAUGAAUGUAUUACUUUUGUUGAUUGUAGUCAUUCAUCCUCAUGUACAAAUACUGCAUUCGAUGUCUUACUGAAAGCUAUGGAGCCUGAGCUGAACACCUUAGCACAAGAGUGCCCUUCCAGUGGGAUGCAAAUAGAAAAACUGAGACCAAAUAAAACUGUAAGCGCCUCUUCUUGUCUCACAUCCAAUACAUUGAGUGUCCAAAGUCAUGCUGUGCAGCCAGAAUUUGUAGCUGGAUCUCAAUUUUUUCCUUGCACAUCACAGACUGUGCAUGUAGCAACAUCAGGGAAGAGUGAACAAGCACAGAUGCCCUCAGCUGAUAACUCACAAGAACAAGUUCUUGCUAAAGCUGGGGGAAAAAAUCAACAAAUUACUCCGUGCCCUAGCUACCCUAAUUCUCUGGUACAACAGCAGAACCAGGAAAAUCUCAAACUCCAACAUAUAUACAGCAUAGCAGUAACCUCUCCAAUAAUCAGCCCCCAGCCUUCUGUUACUCAGGCUUUUUCUCAAAACCAGCUAGUAGCAAAAUCUUCUCCUUUGUCAGUUCAUCCGUCUAGCUCUACCACCCAAUUACCUAUACCUCCCUUGUACAACUCAGCCCAGAUAGCUUCAGUUGUCAGUCAUGGUGUAGAACAAAUAUGUAACCUUCUAAAAGUCCAGAAGCCUAAAAAACUAGGGAAAUAUGUCUGUGAGUAUUGUAAUAGGGCUUGUGCCAAGCCCAGUGUUCUCCUAAAGCACAUUCGCUCCCACACAGGAGAACGACCAUAUCCUUGUGAGACUUGUGGAUUUUCAUUUAAGACCAAAAGCAAUCUGUAUAAGCACAAAAAAUCCCAUGCUCAUGCCAUCAAACUUGGGCUUGUCCUUCAGCCAGAUUCUAGUGGGUUUCUUUCCCAUGAAUCUGACAAAGCACUUAGCAUCCAUUCAGAUGUGGAAGAAAGUGGUGACAGUGAUGAUGAUGGCACAGCUGAUGAAAGACAAGAUGACCAAGGAUCAUUAGAAGCAGAACCUGCACAUGUAGUGAAAGUCCCAUUCAAUUCUGAUUCACUGCACAAAAGUACGCCAAUCUCACUAAGCAAUCCAGAAUAUACACUGGGUGACUCCUCAUUUCAGGACUCACCUACACAAGCAAGGACACCUUUACCUAAAGUGACAGUUUGCCCCGUAAAUGUUUCUCCUUUAAGAUCAGAUAGCCCCAGAGUAGCAGACCUCACCUCUACACUUUUAGCAACUCAACAACCAGGGGACUUGAAAGUAACAGAUGUGAAACCAAAUUUAACACAUAUGCUGGUAAAGGAGUCUGAUGCUGAUCAGCAUCAGAAAACAGAAACAAACAUUUCUGAGGAACAGCUUGGGGCCCCUGCAGGGACAGCGAUACAUGCUCAGCUGCAAAGACAGCAGGCAACAGAUUGUUCUCAGGAUCAGCAAGUAAAAUGUCUCCUGAGCCCCAGAAGUUUAGGUAGUACUGAUUCGGGCUACUUUUCACGUUCAGAAAGUGCAGAUCAGACAAUGAGUCCACCAGCACCUUUUAUGAAAGGACUGCCCAUUUCUGAAAAAGAUCCAAGUAAAAGUUGCAUGCAACGAAUGAGCACCACUGUGGCAUCUGUUGUACAAACCAUUUGUGCUGACAAGACCUUGCUAUCAUCUGGACAAAUGAGGCCACCUUUGGCCACAAAAACACUUGAAGAACAUAUUUCAAAGUUAAUAUCUGAUAAUGAGGCUGUAGUGGAUGACAAACAGUUGGAUAGUGUGAAGCCACGGAGAACAUCCCUUUCAAGAAGAGGCAGUAUUGAUUCUCCAAAGUCCUACAUUUUUAAAGACUCGUUUCAGUUUGACCUAAAACCAAUGGGUAGAAGAACUAGCUCAAGCUCUGAUAUACCAAAGUCUCCUUUUACACCAACUGAGAAGUCAAAGCAAGUUUUUCUGCUGUCCGUACCAACUCUUGAUUGUUUGCCUAUAACCAGAAGUAAUUCUAUGCCUACUACCAGUUAUUCAGCUGUACCUACAAAUGUAAUACCUCCCCCUCACCCACUACGUGGAAGCCAGUCUUUUGAUGAUAAAAUUGGCUCCUUGUAUGAUGAUGUCUUUGUGCCAGCACCUGCUACUCCACAGCUUCAAGGUGGACACCCUCGCACCCUUGUUCGACAAGCAGCAAUAGAAGAUUCUUCAGUCAGUGAAGGGCAUACUUUUGGACAAGCACGAUCUGUCGAUGAAAGUUAUGGAUGCAACACAUCAAAUGAAUUUUUAAUGGCAAGAAGCAAGUCACUUGUACAAGGAUCAACUUUCGAUAAAAUUAAAAAGUCACACCAAGGCCGAGGGACAAUGUUUGAGUGUGAGACCUGCAGAAAUAGAUACAGAAAACUGGAAAACUUUGAGAACCAUAAAAAGUUUUAUUGUUCAGAGUUGCACGGACCAAAAACCAAGGCAGCUAUACGAGACUCUGACCACAAGACAGUCUUGAACAGUACACAACCCCAAAUUCUUCACUAUCGAGUUGCCACUUCAACUGGUGUCUGGGAGCAGACACCUCAGAUAAGAAAAAGGAGGAAAAUGAAAAGUGUUGGAGAUGAUGAUGAUGAACCGCAGACAAAUGAUACUAGCAGUAGUUUGUCAAAGAGCAUAGCAGGUGUGUCAGAGUGUCAAAACAAACCAGGAAACACAGUCAGUGUCUCUAAACAUACUGCUGCAAUCAUCGGUUCACACAGCAUUUCACUUCAGAAACUGACACAAGAAGAGCUGGAGACUCAUGGCACAGAACAGACUAUGGGGUCAAAGGUGAUGUUGCAUGGGGAGAAGCAGACUGUUCCAGGUGCAUCAGAAAAAAAUGAACUGAAAAGACAAGGGGCUGGGAUUUCAGUAAUACAGCACACAAACUCCUUAAGCAGGCCUAGUUCAUUUGAAAAAUCAGAUUCUUUUGAAAGAGUAUCGCCAAUUUCCCUCCAGGACGCUAACAAAGCUGUGAAGCUCCAUUCCUUGAAUACUAUUAUAGCUCAAGAAGAGAAGCAUUCCCUCCUGAGUGUCUCCCACUGUGCUCAAGUAGCGGAAGCUUCAAGAGUUCAGCUUCACGAACAUCAAGGCACUCCUAAUGAAAGAAAUGCACCAGUUCAACCACUAAGACUUGUUCGCCAACAUAACAUCCAGGUUCCUGAAAUACUGGUAACAGAAGAGCCAGAAAGAGAUCAGGAAAGCCAAUGCAGCGAUCAGGAGAAGACAGAAAAAUUUAACUGGCCCCAGCGUAGUGAAACUCUGUCAAAGCUACCCACAGAAAAACUUCCACCAAAAAAAAAGAGAAUUCGCUUGGCUGAAAUAGAGCACUCUUCUGCUGAGUCAAGCUUUGAAUCUACACUUUCCAGAAGUCUGAGUCGGGAGAGUAGCUUGUCACGUGCAUCUAGUUUCUCGGCUUCUUUCGAUAAAGAUGAUGUGUCUAAGAAUGAGAUUACUUCGAAAGCAGAACCUGCAAAUAAAUCCCUGGAAUUUCUUACAAUUCCUACAAGUUCAAAUACACUUAGUGUGCCUGGUCCUCAUUACAGAGAAAUGCGACGUGCUGCUUCUGAACAAAUUAACUGUACCCAGCCUUCCAUGGAAGUUGCCGAUCACAGAAGCAAGUCCUUUGACUGUGGAAGUGCAGUUCCAUGCAAGCCUGCCUCACUUCUAGAGAUAUCUACUUCCAAACUGGCUUCUGGUAGUGGUGGUAUUGGGCAUGUACCUCUGUUAGAAAGGAGGAGGGGUCCCCUUGUAAGGCAAAUAUCUUUAAAUAUUGCUCCAGAAAAGAAUCAGCCUGAUGUCAUGUCAAGUUCUUCUUUUCAAACGGAUUCUGCAGAUAUUUCUACAGUGUCCUUUCAGAGGUUGCAGGGCUCUGGGAAACCACCUGAGGAAUUUCAUUCAAGUUCUCUGCAUCCCCAGACUUAUGCCAAGCCUUUGUGUGAGUCUCAGUCAGUGAAAAGCAACAACUCUCUUAACUUGACUUCCGGUGAACAGUCUUUAGGCUCUAGUAUGCAUCAUCACGGUCAGCAAAUUUCACUCAAUCAGUAUUCCCAAGCAACUUUUAAGGGACCAGCACUUGGAACUCAGAAAAGCAUGAGCACCGUUGCUGGUCAGCAUAGUAUGCAAGAGGAUUGUUUUGCUCCCAAAUAUCAGCUUCAAGUUAAAACACUGCACAUAGGACAGCAAUAUCCUCUAGGUCUUCCAGGCUCAGCCAGCACAGAACAGACUGGAGCUUCAUUAGAAAUACAAACUAAAGUAAAUGACAAAAUGUCCGAGCCAUAUGUGGCACAACCCUUGCAACAAACUGUUCCUGAUAAUUGUAGUAGUCAAAUGUAUCAGGUUGCACCCUUUGUCCCUGUGCGCAUUCACAGUAAUAUCCCAUCAUAUGGCUUGGCUGCUGUUGCACCCCUUCCUCAAAUUUUAGUGACACGGAAUCAGGUAAACCAGUCCCUCUGUAAAAUAAAUACUGCAUCAGUACCAACAGUCAAAGAUCAAACUCAGCUGCCAAAAUCCCACAAAGAUCAUCUGAGAUGUUUGACAAGUUCACAGCCAGCAUCUAUGUUUGAAAAUUUGAUUUACGAGUCAGAAAGCAGAAAUUCAGCUUCAUUAGGGUCCUUAAAUAUGAUUCAGAAAGUGCCAAUUGGUGGACUUUUCCCUCAACAGGAAGCCACAGCCUCAAGUAAGCGGAUGCUGUCUCCAGCCAAUAGUUUAGACAUUGCCAUGGAAAAACACCAGAAGCGUGUUAAAGAUGAAAGUGGAGCUGCUUGCACUACAGGUGCUGUGUCAUUGCAUCCAUUGAUCAUAAAAGCUAGUGAACCUAAUAAGCAGAAAAAGCCACUGCUAGUGCGGCAGAUUUGCACAAUUGAGACCCUUGAAAAUUUCUCAUUAGAUCAAGAUGAAAAAAGCACUGGCGCUGGUAAUUCAUUGCUGCCCAGUUCAGCUGAAUCUGCUCAGUCUGGGGUUUCUUCAUUCAUAAAGGAACCUUUAGAGUACGACAACCUAUCAAUUUCUGAAAGUGGAAGGUUAGCAGUCAGAAAGCCACUUGAAUCUACUCCACUGAAUGUUCAGGCUGCAUUUCUGAAGGUUCUGAAUAACAGUCAAAAGAGAAUGUCUCCAGGAGUUAAUAAUGACAGUAAGCAACCCAGUGUCCCGAGCCAAGCAAAAUCUGGAUCCACUUUGUCCAUCGUAAAUGCAGGCGAUAUACAACUAUUAUCUUUUCCAAGCCUGAAGACUACAACAAACUUUACAUGGUGUUACUUGUUAAAAAGAAAACCUGUACAUCUGUUGCAAAAUGACCAAAAGACUUCAGCUUAUUCUUCUUGGUCUAUCAGCCCCAACAAUCCUAAUCCACUUGGUUUGCCGACAAAGCUUGCUCUUUCCCUUCUGAAUUCAAACCAGAAAGCUGGAAAAUCAUCUUACACUCAAGCAAUAAGUACUAACUUUAGAUCUGACAUUCUGGUCUACUCAAGCAAGUGGAAGAACAACUUACUUAAGCGGGCAUUAGUUAAACAAAAGGCAGCAAGGGAAUUCAGCAAUAAAGAAAACUCUGAAAUAAGCACUGAUCAAGAUAAUGAGAAUUCCUUAGCCAAAAGUGAGCCAAGAAGAGUUAAAAUAUUUGAUGGAGGGUACAAAUCAAAUGAAGAAUAUGUCUAUGUUCGUGGAAGAGGAAGAGGAAAAUACAUAUGUGAAGAGUGCGGAAUACGUUGUAAAAAGCCCAGUAUGUUGAAGAAACAUAUUCGCACACACACAGACGUCCGUCCUUAUCACUGCAACUAUUGCAAUUUUUCCUUCAAGACUAAAGGCAACUUGACAAAACAUAUGAAGUCCAAGGCGCAUAGCAAAAAGUGCAUGGAUCUGGGAGUCUCAGUGGGACUAAUAGAUGAUCAGGAUGUAGAAGAAUACGGUAAAGGUGAAAAGCAGCAGCUGGGUUAUGAUCGGUCUGGAUUUGAUGCAGAGGAUUCAGAGGGGCCAGAUGAGGAUGACAAUGAUAAUGAAGACGAUGACGAAGACAGCCAAGCUGAAUCAGUUAUAUCUGCCACUCCCUCAGUUUCAGCCAGUCCGCAACAUCAUCCAUCUAGAAACAUUUCUCAGGAGAUCUCAAGUGCUGAUGAAGAAAUCAGAAUUGCAGAUUGUUUUGGUGGGGUUCACACAGACUCUAUGGAUGGGCUGCCAAAAGCACUUCUCACAAAGAUGACGGUACUUAGUACGGUGCAGUCAGACUGCAGGAGCUCAGGGCCACUAGUUGCAGCUGUUCUGAGAGAAGCAAAUGAAGGAAAUGGACAAGACAGAGCUACAAGCACAGAUCCUACCAUCUCCUCUGAGACUAUUCCCAGGUCUCCAUGCCAUCAGAUGUAUGUAGACUGCCCAGAAGAAGCAUUCAGAAGUUCUACUGCUCCUGUUAUUACUACAGCAACUUCAAAGAGCACAACUUCUACAAGACUUCCUUCUCCACCCGUUGACCAGAGUACACAAACUACAAUGGUGGUUCCUUCACUGGCCUCACCUUUUCCAGAAAUGCAAAAGCAUGAGGAACAUCAGCAACAGCUCAUGAAAUCAGCCACUUCUCAGACUCACCUGUUCAGCCACCUCCCUUUGCAUUCACAGCAACAAACCAAGACCCCAUAUGGGAUGAUUCCGGUGGGGGGAAUCCAUGUGGUACCUGCUGGCUUGGCCACGUACUCUACUUUUCUGCCCAUUCAGGCUGGGCCAGUACAACUCACUAUUCCUGCUGUUAGUGUGAUCCACAGAACUACAAAUGCACUUGGCGAUCCAGCCUGUGCAGUGUCAGACACUGCAAAUCAUCUCAGUGUUGCUGAAGUGAACAGUGUUGUCCCUUGUAUCCCAAUAGGCCAGAUCAAUGUACCAGGUAUCCAGAGCCUGAGUGCACCAACCCUGCAGCCCCUUCCAUCCCUGAGCAUGGAGACGGUGAACAUCUUAGGUCUGACAAACACCCACAUCACUCCGCAAAUACAUCCUUCAGGAUUAACUCUAAAUGCCGUAGGGCUACAAGUGUUGACUACAAACCCUUCCCCUCAGAGCAAAUCUAGCCCUCAGACGCACAUUCCAGGUCUGCAAAUAUUAAACAUAGCACUGCCAACUUUAAUCCCUUCAGUCAGCCCUGGGACUGCAGAUGGGCACAGCAUUCCUGAAACACCAGCUUCCAGCAACAAGGCCUGCAAAAUCCAUCCAGAUCAGGAUCCUCUGAGUGUUGCUGAUGAUGAUUCUGCUCUGACCACCAGUGCUAAAUCCUCUCAGGUGAUACCUGCCGACCAGCAGUACAGCAGUGAAAAUCUGUUGGAGUCUGAUCCUUCACGCAAGUACCGAUGGCACAAUAGCCUGAGUAAGCUGGACACUGAAAAGCCUGACUCAAAGAGUCAUACAAAACCAAAGUGCAAUAGCAAUUCUGUUCAGGUUGAACAGGCUUCUGCAUCAGAGCCUCCUAUGAAGGUGAAUUCUGACGUUGUAUCCAAUUGCCCCACACAUCGGACUGUCUCUCUAGAUAGACAAGAAUAUCGGCGAAAAGGGUUGCCCGAGAGGCAGAAUACUGUGGAGUUUAGCGAUGGCAGCAGUGAUGAUGAAGACAGACUUGUAAUAGAAACCUAGGGUUUUUUAGUUUUACAUUGGGUUGUGUGUGUGUGCGUGUGUGCGUUUGUUCUUGUUUUUUUAAAGACUUACAGGUUUCCUUGCAAACCUCCCUUUUACUUAAAAAGCACAUUUUUUUCUGACACAAACUCAUUACUAAUCUUUGUGCAAUCAUGAACUUUUGACCAAUAAUUGUUGUUUUUUGUCAGCUCCAGCCAUUUUUUUUGUACAUGUUGUAUAGACAAUUGUGCCUUUUUUUGGAAUUUUAUGUUUAGAAAACUGUACAGAUUGUCAAAAUUAUAUAUAUAUUAUAUGUAUAUUAAAACCAAGUAGUUACUUGUGUUUCAUAAGUAAAACAAAAAUUUAAAAUCUUAUGUCGAAUGAAAUAAAUGAUUAAAUUAUGUUGCACUGUUUAAUGUAAAUUUUUAUGGCUGUGGGGCAAAGUUUGUGUGUACAGGUUGAGUAUGUACAACUCCAUAUUUAUUGUAUCCAUAUUCAUCUUGGGGGGGAAAGGGUCUGUCCAUCUUUCUUGUGUAUGACUUUAGCUUUACACUUAAAACAAAAUCCCGUAU